CGGAAGUGGAACGGGGAGCGCGCGCCCGCGGAGGGAAGAGGGGGAAAAAAAUGGAAGAGACCCCUAACUUUUUAAACCUUACUUAAGAGACGUUUUCAUCGUUGUCGCGCCGAUCCAUGAGGAGAACCCCCUGUUAAAUAUCGCCCUCUGUCACCCCCGAGGGGUUUCAAUUGCGAUUCUGAGAUUUUUUUUGUUUUGACUGUUCCAUCAAAAAAAGUCCGCACAGUCGCAUUUUCUUUUUGCCAUUUCUAUUCUCCCCCUCACACCCAUUUGCAGGAUGCCCGAGAUCAAGCUCCAACAUGUCGUGUCGUGCAGCAGUGAAGACACGGUGAGCAUAACCUCCAUCCAUUACCCAGCAGUCAUCCUCGUAUCCUCGUUCUUCAUGUCUCCAACGGAGAGCCGGAAUGGGACACCCCUCAACAGGGUCCGCAUGUUUGGCCCUGACAAGCUGGCCAAAGCCACCCUGGCUAAGAAAUGGGAUCGUGUUAAAGUGGUCUGCACACAGCCCUACAACAAGUUACAGCAACCAACACCAGUGAAAAGGAAGUUUGAGUUUCCAAAGGAGAGGAUGGGAAGCCUUCCAGUCAAAAAGGAGAGCCCUGGGGAAGGAUCUGAAUCUACGAGCAAGAAAACAAGCCCGCCACUAUCCACAACGAAAAGAAUCAAAGCCGAACCCAAUGUCUCUCCGCCCCCUUUGAACGCUGGCCCCCUCACCCCCUCACAGCCGGGUGCCUCCAGGAAAGCUGCGUCCCUCCAGAAGAAGGCGAAGAAGCAUCGAAAGGGGGCUGGUGAGCCAGUUGAGUUCCACCGCAUCCUGGAGGGAACCAUCUUUGUCCUGAGCGGCUUCCAGAAUCCCUUCCGCUCAGAGCUAAGGGACAAGGCUCUGGAAAUGGGGGCCAAGUACCGGAGCGACUGGUCACCCGACAGCACCCACCUCAUCUGCGCCUUUGCAAACACUCCCAAGUACACCCAGGUCAAGUCGCAAGGGGGAUGUGUGGUCCGAAAGGAUUGGAUCUUGGACUGCUACAAGAAGAAACAGAGGCUGUCCCACAAACGAUGGCUUCCUAAUCUGGUUGGUUUAUUUGUUUGUUUUCUUUUAUUACCAGUUACAGGGAAGAGUUUUGAUGAUGAUUCUGGCUGUGACACUGAGGAUGAACUCAAAAGAGUCCAGGAGUACCAUCAGAAGCAGCUGCGGGCCACCAAGGAAGAGGUCGAUCCUUACGCUGGCUCGACCGAUGAAAAUACAGACGUGGAGGAGAGUGUCUCUGGAGAUGUUGAUCUCCCCAUCCCCGAACUGCCAGAUCUCUUUCUCGGGAAGCACUUCCUCCUGUACGGUGAGUUCCCUGAUGGUGAGCACCGGAUGUUGAGCCGCUACAUCACCGCCUUCAACGGGGCCCUGGAGGAGUACAUGAACGACUCUGUAAACUACGUGAUCACUGCUGAGGAGUGGGACGACAGAUUUGAUGAGGCUCUGAUGGAGAAUUCAAACCUGGCCUUUGUCAAACCGCGAUGGGUGUACGUAUGCAAUGAAAAGCAGAAAAUGGUGCCUCACCAGCCAUACGUAGUGGUCCCUCAGCUAUAGUGGCUCGAAGCCCGUCUCCUGUUGGACAAUGAAGCUGGAGGGAGGGCAGUGGGGCUGAAGACUGAGGGGCAGAGACUCCAGCAUCAUAGCAUCAGAUCUGUCAGACAACAGUGCUGGCUGAGCGUGCAUGAGGAAACAGAAAGUUAUUGUGGCAAUGAGGGAGGCCACUCAGUCCAUUGAGUUCAUUCUAGCUCUGUGUAAAAUGAUCCAGUUAAUCCUGUUCUUGCUUGAACCACGUUACCUUGCAAGUUUAUUUCCGUUGUGUGUCUAUUCAACUUCCUUUUGAAAUCAUUCAUCAUCUCUGCUUCCCCCACCUUUCAUAGGCAGAGAGCUCCUGCUCAUUUUUCUUCACAUCCCCUCCCUUUGCCUUUUUCCUAAAAGCCUGAAAUCUCUGCCUUCCCCAGUCCUUCCUAACAAGAGCAGCUUUCCUUUGUCCACACCUUUUUGUACGUGUUGUUUUGUACACUUCUACCUGGACUGCUCUCCGUCAGCUUCACUCCCAGGAGAGCAGACCCUGGCUCCGCCAAACUAAGCCUGCCCCUGAAAUCUGUCCCCUCUGCUGCCGGUGUGAUGAAUCUCCUCUGCUGCCUCUCGCGCCUCUCAUUCUUUCUCCAGGAUAAGAAAUUCCAGAAAUGAAAAACAUCUUUCCUCCUUAAGGCUAUUUUGGAUCAGCCUGUAUCGAGGUGAGAGGUCUAAACUGAGCUCACACAGUCUGUAGUACUGCCAACCUUGAUUUGAAACUGUCCAAAUCUGUCUCAUUUGAUAGCUUUUGUUGUUUGAUUCUUUUUUCUUGUAAAUAAACCAGACGUGUUUGCUUAAAGCCCUGAAGGGGUUAUUUGAAGCUGAGAAAGUCUAAGCUUAGUUCAUUUCUUCUUUGAUUCCUUUCAAUGGUGACUGGUUGGCAACACUUGAGUGAUGUUGUAUCUUUUAUCUUUACCUGCAGUACAAGAGUGUUUAAUGGCUGCUCUCAAAGCUGAAGUUGUCUGCUCCAAGGGCUGUGAACACAUCCGAAGCUCCUUUUUAAUCUGUUUUUUCCAAUAUCCCCAUAACACCAAUGAAGAGGUAUUUGCAAUAACAAUCGCAAAAGUGAUUUUAAAAAAGAAAUGAUUUCUUAAAAAAAAACAAGACGUUUUUGGCCAAUUGAUCAGAGCCGAAAUCUACAGAGAUCUCUUUGAGCGGUCAAAGUGGAGGGCAGCAGAAAGAGGGGUCGACUUGGGAUUAGUUGGAUGACAGAUGGAGAUCGUCUUCUGUCGGGAUGCUGUUUGGUAGUCAGCCUCUUGUUACCUCUUUUUUUAAAAAUUUUUUCCAUUGAACCUUUCCUAGUGUGAGAUUCCAUGCACAGCACUCUGGUGGAGCAUCACUGAAUUUACAUCCAGGGUCACUUCUUUUAUUUUCGCAAUAGUCUUUUUUUUUAAAAAAAAAACACGUGUUGGUAUUGAAAGUGCAAAAUGCUGUAAGUAAUUCAGGUUCUGAGCCAUCGCCAAGACAGCAAGCCGUGUACUGGAGAGGGGUUGGAGCUUCUGCCAUCGCUAAUGAUAGCUCCAGGUUACAACACAGCUAUAAAAGUGCAUGUUGUCACAGCAGCUUGCACCCCUGAAUAAGCUGUGACCAAGUCCCAUAACUGAUGCACUCCCAAACCUCACAGGAGAUAGUACCUUCGGGGCUGACAUCUCGAAAUACAAAAGAGAAGUGAUUGAGAUGUUGAGAAGUGUUAAUGUUUAUGGCGUGUGUUUUUUUGAUUAAUGUGACUGUUUGUUUGAAUGUUUGCUGGCACCUCAGAUGUCUUGACAUGUUUUACAUAUUAAAGAAUGUGUAGUUUUUGAUCUUUUAAUAUCCCAGGGUGCGGAACUGCAGAAUAAAACCUGACAUUAUGAAUUGAA
Messenger RNA from Rhincodon typus (whale shark), 3462 nucleotides. RefSeq names its product X-ray repair complementing defective repair in Chinese hamster cells 1 (gene xrcc1). Gene Ontology annotation, biological process: base-excision repair; double-strand break repair via nonhomologous end joining; single strand break repair. The record is from RefSeq and is a predicted model, not a curated record. Gene Ontology annotation, molecular function: damaged DNA binding. Gene Ontology annotation, cellular component: nucleus. The transcript has 10 exons. Bases 278 to 1582 code for a protein of 434 amino acids. NCBI's taxonomy places the organism in Eukaryota, Metazoa, Chordata, Chondrichthyes, Orectolobiformes, Rhincodontidae.